GCGCGUCCCUUGUCUACAUAUUGUUGGUGCUACCAGGUCUACUACCAUGGAGUGGAGGCGGAGGUGCUGCAUGGUUCCUCUCCUUGUGUCAUCUACUUGGUGCUCUGGCGCCGUGGUGCGGUUCUUUUCUGUACCAUCUUUUCAUGAACCAUACAAGUGGUGCUGGUUUAUACCAUCGGCUACUGCAGUUGGAUAUGCUGGGAAUUUGGGUCAGCCAAAGCAUAGGCGCGAUCCCGAUGGUGACAGCGACGGUGUACUGCGCACCAGCGCCGCUGCGCUAUACCGCGCUCGGAAUUUAUUGUCUCGGUAGCCUGCUUGGCCUCUACAAAGCGAUGCGCGCGUGGUCUCCAUGGGAACGUCGCCUGUGCUUCGCAGCUCCGUUUUGCAUGAGGCUGGUUCUGGCUGGUGCGCGCGCGGCACAUCUCGGUGGAGGAGACCCUCACGCCAUUCUUCACGUAUUCUUACAAGAUGCGGUGUCGCUAGGGGGUGGUAUUAUCGGCGCAAUGCAUAUACCGGAGAAGUGGUUUCCAGGCGCCGUGGACCGCUGCCUUAACUCGCAUAACAUAAUGCACGUGCUCGUCGUGUUGGCCGUGUACUCCAUGCACCAGGUGACAACCUUGGACUUGGCAUGGAUGUCUCAAGUGGACUGUUGCACCCCACUGAGUCAACUCUGA
Parnassius apollo (apollo) is the source of this 674-nucleotide messenger RNA. The record is from the annotation of a GenBank genome assembly. Lineage: Eukaryota; Metazoa; Arthropoda; Insecta; Lepidoptera; Papilionidae.